GCUUACGGCUCGUGUGCACUCGCUUCAUGUUGGCAGCAUGCGGAAUGUCUCUAUGUUGCUCGCUCCCCGUACACGUCGCUGCGGCCCGCGCUGCCACCGUCUGCUCACUGUGUCUUGACGCUCGUUCCCGGUCUUGAUUUACGACGCGUGAUGCCCGAGUGAUAAGGGGGCGUUCCUGUGCUAUAGUGUUCCUAAAGGCAUGCCCGUCGUGUUCCAGGUGCGAGAGCAGCGGCCGCGCCGACCUGAGAUGUGGUCCGAGUUUGUGAAAAUGAAAGAGCUCGUCACGACUGCCACGACGACCUCCGCAAAGUGACGCCUGAAGUGUGUUUGGCACAAGGAGAGACCGAGACGGUGCCGGGGAGCCUGGAGGCCUGUCGUGCGCCUCGCCCGACACCCCCGACAGAAGCUGGACAAUGAGGCGCGCUGCUGUGUGGCCUCACAGUGGUGUACGGAGGCCUCAUCAUGGCAAGCGCUGAGGACGCGAGGCCGCGGAAUGUGAGGCAGUGGGAGUCAUGAGGUGGCGGGAGGCUGGCCCCGUGGUGGUGGUGGCUGUGCUGCAAGUGGUGGUGGUGGUGGUGCUGCCCUCCCUGCUGCAACCUGCACACGCCGCAUGGUGGUUUGUGUCCCAGCUGAGUGCGUCGUACACGUCGACGAGGAUUCACUGUGAAAACAUCCCCGGUCUCGUGCGGCGCCAGCGAGUGCUAUGUGAGCGGCACCCCGACGCAAUGCUCGCCGUGACGGAGGGUGCCACGAUGGGGGUCCAACACUGCCAGAAGCAGUUCCAGGAUUCCCGUUGGAACUGCUCCACCAUUCCACGAGAUGCGUCUGUUUUCGGCAGACACGUUCUGCGAAGUACGAGGGAAUCCGCCUUUGUCUACGCCAUCAAUAGUGCGGGUGUUGUGCAAGCGAUCACGCGAGCCUGCAGUCGUGGCGCCAUCAUGAACUGUGCCUGUGACAUCACCAAGAAGGGCAGCCACCGGGACCGCAUGGGUCAGUUCACGUGGGGCGGCUGUUCAGACAACAUCCGCCACGGCACUGCCUUUGCUCGACGCUUCAUCGACGCCCAUGAGAGGCGGCAGCGAGACGCCCGCGCCCUCAUGAACUUGCACAACAAUCGGGCGGGACGCAAGGCCGUCAGGAAACAAAUGCGACUCGAAUGCAAGUGCCACGGCGUCUCGGGGGCGUGCACCGUCCGCACUUGCUGGCAGACCGUGGCGUCGUUCGGAGCCACGGCGCGAUGGCUCAAGCGGAGGUACGACGGAGCCACGGAGGUCAGCAUGAGGCCCGACGGCGCUGGACUCAUCCCGCGCCACGGGGACCACAAGGCGCCGAGGAAGACCGACCUGGUGUACCUGGAGCCUUCGCCAGACUACUGCGGGGAGGACUCGUCGUCAGGGUUCGCAGGCACGGGCGGCCGUCAGUGCAACCGCACUUCCCAGGGCACGGACGGGUGCGACCUGCUGUGUUGCGGCCGCGGAUACGACACCCAGCGGAGACUGAUCACCUCGAAGUGCGAGUGCAAGUUCCAGUGGUGCUGCUUCGUGGCCUGCAAGACCUGCGAGACGUGGCGGGACCUGCACUUCUGCAAGCCCAAGCAGGACCCGCUGCCCCUCCACUGACAUGCGAUGAUCCUGCGCGUCCUUCUGCUCCUUUUUCCCCUCCGUGAGAGCAGUUGUUAGCGUGUCAGAAGUGAUAACACGAGAAGUGAAAUGUAGUGAUUAGUGACCACGCGGCAGAGUCCAGAUCGGAGGUAAACAUGACAGAGGGGUUGCCACGUGGCUCCAGGCGGGUCCUGGACGCGACCCCUGACUCUCCAUCGUGGAAGACGCUCUCGACACGUGACCAGCGCGAGGAGGCGGUCACUCGGCGUACCAAGUGCUCCUUUCGUAACACCUGUGCUACAACAUGUGUGCUUCGUAUGUUCUUGAACACUAAGGCUCCCCACAGCACUUAAUGAACCCAGAAGUCUCGCAUGUUCUUACAGACGUAAAUCAGUGAAAUAGCUUGAGUUAUAGUGACAGCCCCUCUCAGUAGAUGCGCCCAGCUAGAAUUGACUGAGGUUAUAAAUUCACAUGCACGAACUUGGACAAUGAGAAGACCUGCAUGGGGUGUUGUAGCGAGGUGUGGCGCUGGUGACUAGGCUGAGUGGGUGAAGUAAUUACAAAGCUCAGGUAGUAAGGUAUGACGCAGCUGCCCUCAGGCGCUGCAUCUCGCACAAUAUACAAGAAAAUCUGCAGCCGCGUCUGUUUGUGCGUGGAUUGGUUUCUGUUACGUGUGGGUGUGCGUGAGUGUUUGUGUGUGGAUUUUAUGUGAACAUACCCAUUUUUGGGUAUGUGUAUGCAUGUGUGUGUAUACCACUGCGUAUGUGUGCACGUGUUUUAUUGUGAACACGCCUCGCUACACAUAUCGCUAUACACGGAUACACACAGACGUAUAGAACUGAGAUGUCUGGAAAUACCACGAAGAUGUCAACACCACCGCGUGCAACACCGGUGGAACCGUCGCUCGCCGGAACAUACCUGGUGUAGACUACUGCGAUACGUAAACCUAGUGAGAUUAUGUAGUUGGUAAACCCCCAGAAUAUUAGGCAUAUGUUUUUUCUUCAAUUAAGCUUGCAUGUGGAUGUGAUCCCUUACUGGAAAACCUGCUUCAGGCAUCUUGGCAUGCUGGCCAUGACCUGGGGGGAUCUGGCGGCUCGUCGCAGUUGUGUUCAGGAAGACUCUUAGGCGUAAAUGAUGUGUUUAAAGUAUGUAAAUAAAUGUGUUUACAGGCUGUCAUUUGGUAGAGAAGUGCGUUGGCUUAAAUAUUCGCUCCCAGUGUAGACAUAGUGUAGUUGGAGAACAGCUGUUAUUCAGAAAAAAAUGUAGUACUUACAGUGAAUUGAUACGUUAAUGUUGGCAGUCAUAAUGCAAACAAUUUUCUUACCCAAUACUUUCAAACAGUGAACAGGACAGAAUCUUCGCAAUUUUUUUUUCCGAAACUCAGACAUCAGUCGUAGUCUGACUGCUUUAAUAAGCACACGAAAAAACAAUCUGAAUAUUAAAAGCUUAUGAAUAUCCACUUCCCGGUUCAUCUACGAAAAGUGAUGGCUAACGCAUGUCCUCGUCUUUCUGUAGGAUUUUUGUGUGUGUGUGUGUCGACGGUCACUGAGGAUGAUGGUACAUCUCCAGGAGUAUUUUUUAUCAACUGUACUGUAUUAUUUGUACCUGUACCUAUGUAUACAUAAAUAUGUAAAUCAUGCAUAGUAUAUUCUAAGGGUUGGAGCAGGUAAUAUCAUAAUAGAUUAAAUCAGACACGGAAGCUGUGUAUUGAAAAAAAACAACACAAUUGGCUGUUUCAUAUUCAUGAUCGUAAGUUUAACAAUACAGUGCAAGUAAGUUGAAAUGGUGUUGGGGAGGCUUUAUACAAAAUCAUUAUAAAAAAAGCAACAGUAGUAAAAAAAACAAUGUGGUCUAAAUAAUUUUCUUUUCUCUCGCUUUGUGCAUUACAUCACGAUUCUUAUCCAGACAAGUGCACUGGGCGUCCCGGAUUCAGCCAUCAAUUUCCCGGGACUUUCCUAGCGUAAUGUAUAUCCUUAUAAAUAAUUUGCAAACAUAAACAGCCACCAAACAGAAUAUAUAGCCUUCUCGCUGCCCACGCUAGCACUGCAUACAAAAGGUUCCCGGUUAGCGCACUCGAGCAAAAACUGACCGAGUUACUUCCCCAGACCGACGCAUAUUAAUGACAAAUCAGCUGGGGGAACGAAAUCUCUCUGUUAACAUAAGAUUCCGUGCGAUUUGUCAAGGGGAUGAAUAUUUAUGUUAGUACAUCAGCCAUUAUUUCGCUUGUGUCAUGCCAAGGGAGCGGAGGCUAGCCUAGGAUGGGAGUUGCGGUUGGGGAUACACGCAUUUUUAGAAAUAAUUUAUUUGUCAGCUCUUUUUUACCAUAUAAUGCUCAUUCAGUUGUACGUUGGCGAGACCUGCUAACGAUUUGGAAUAUAAUGACCAAAUUAUACACAUGCAAUUUCAUUUGCAUCAAGUUUGUACAUCUUAAAUGAAAGCAAACUGGUCAUGCUUCCAUUCAAACCGUUAGUAUCACUUAGAGUACUUUGUUCAUAAUUUUUAUUCCUUUGUGAGUGACAGCGAUAGCCCGAUGUUGGACGAUAGCAUAUCACAAAAUCCCACCUCCUCUCACGUGUAGCUGUCAGAUAGGAAUGCGCUGAAAUCUGUUAUUAUAUCUAAUUUGUCUUGUUUAUACGGCGAUGUUAUCUGGUGAUGAUGUCGACUCUAGCGUGCGCAAUCACACCCUUCCCUAUCCCCAUCCCUUCUCUUCUCUUCUCUCUAGCUGUCUCUUUCUCUUUCUAUCCAUCUCCCUUACUGUCUUGCGUAUUGUAACAUCCCUUCUCUUUCUCUUCAUUUCAUUCUCUUUCUCUUCUGUCCUGGUCAGUCUCCAUUCCAGUAUCUUUCUUCCUCCCCCCCUCUCUUUCUCUCUCUCUCUCUUUCUCUCUCUCUCUCUCUCUCUCUCUCUCUCUCUCUCUCUCUCUCUCUCUCUCUCUCUCUCUCUCUCUCUCUCUCUCUCUCUCUCUCUCUCUCUCUCUCUCUCUAACCGCCGAUCCUUCUCUCCCUUCUUCCAGCUCCCAAUCACUCAACAUAUCAAUCCCAGAAUCAGACAAAAGUAACACGAAUACAAGAGCAACUACAUUCUCAAAUAAAAAAAGAAUCAGCGACUAUUUCAACACAAACGUAGACUGUCCUGCCAUUUUCCUAAGCCAACACAACUGGGUAAAGUUAGACAUUCCCUCCGAGGCACUUUUCGCAGCAGCAGGUAAUUUGCACGCUCCUUUAGCCUAGCCGUCACUUAGUGUUUCCCUUUCCCUUGAACCCCGUGUGGUCACAUUCCAGUGAU
Penaeus monodon (black tiger shrimp) is the source of this 4884-nucleotide messenger RNA. Its product is annotated as protein Wnt-2b-A-like. The coding region runs from base 513 to 1619 and encodes 368 amino acids. Gene Ontology annotation, molecular function: frizzled binding; cytokine activity. Lineage: Eukaryota; Metazoa; Arthropoda; Malacostraca; Decapoda; Penaeidae. Gene Ontology annotation, biological process: cell fate commitment; multicellular organism development; neuron differentiation. The transcript has 6 exons. Gene Ontology annotation, cellular component: extracellular region. The record is from RefSeq and is a predicted model, not a curated record.